Vitis riparia (riverbank grape) is the source of this 1677-nucleotide messenger RNA. Its product is annotated as VAN3-binding protein-like. Lineage: Eukaryota; Viridiplantae; Streptophyta; Magnoliopsida; Vitales; Vitaceae. Gene Ontology annotation, biological process: phloem or xylem histogenesis; auxin-activated signaling pathway; leaf vascular tissue pattern formation. Bases 335 to 1477 code for a protein of 380 amino acids. The transcript is spliced from 7 exons. The record is from RefSeq and is a predicted model, not a curated record.
CUUUCGCCAAUUCCGCUUACGCUGUCUCUCUACUCUUUUUGACUCUUGUGAAAGAAAUCUAACCUCGAUUCAUGCAAGGUUUUGAGCACGAGGUUUCGUUAUCAAUUCAUGUAAUCCACAGUGUCUCCCCUAUGUUUUUUUUGGUCUUCCACCCUCUUGUCUCCCCUCUCUUUCUCCCUCUCUAUUAUAUAAGGUGUUUGUCUCAAAGGUGGUGGUGCAGGUUCUGAGCUGUUGAGGUUAAGCUUGCUGAGGAAAAUUUGCUGGAACACACAGCCAAGAAAAUCUUUCAACAGAUUGAGGUAUCUGAAUUUGCUCUGUUUGCGGAAAAGAUAGAAUGGAGGGUGGUCAGUUUUGGGGGCAGAAGAUGGGUAAUUUGCAUGAUCUAGAGCACGCAGAGGAUGGUGAUGAGCUGAAACUGUGGUCACAAUUGCCAUCCAUCCCUCAACCUCAAACGCCGAAGGAGCCAAUGGAGUUCUUGUCCAGAUCCUGGAGCCUUUCUGCUCUGGAAAUUUCAAAAGCUCUUAAAGAGAAGCAGUGUGUUCUUGACAAAAAUCCCAGCAUAAUCCCAGAAAUGGUUGCUGCACCACAGCUUACAGGAAAGGUUAUGAACUGGGUUAGUACUCGAAGAACAGUAUCAAUAGGAAAAUGGUUCCACCACAAGGAGAUGGGAAGUAGCGGGGUGAAGAAGAAAGAUAGGAUGCGGGUGGAGAAUGCCCGGGUGCAUGCCACCAUGUCUGUUGCUGGACUGGCUGCAGCCUUGGCUUCAGCGGCUGCAGCAGAGAACUCCAGUGGAUCAGGCUCGAAAAUGAGCGCGGCUUUGGCAUCAGCCACAGAACUCCUGGCAUCACAUUGCAUUGAGAUCGCUGAGUCAGCAGGAGCUGAUCACGAUCGGUUGGCAUCGGUUGUCAGAUCAGCAGUGGAUAUUCACAGUCCUGGUGAUCUAAUGACUCUCACUGCUGCAGCUGCAACAGCUUUGAGAGGAGAAGCAGCCCUGAAAGUAAGAUUGCAGAAAGAAACAAGAAAAAAUGCAAGUAUAAGUCCCUAUGAAGCUCCUUUUGUUGCUGAUUUCCACAGUGAAAUGGAAGAACAGGAUCCUCCCUGCACAGGUGAACUACAGCAGCACACACAAAAGGGAGUGCUUCGGUGGAAGCGUGUCACUAUCUAUAUCAAUAAGAAAUCACAGGUAAUAGUUAAGCUCAAAAGCAAACAUGUUGGAGGAGCCUUCUCCAAAAAGAAUAAAUGUGUUGUUUAUGGAGUCUGCAAUGAGACCGCUGCAUGGCCCUUCAGAAAAGAAAGAGAAAACAUCGAAGCCUAUUUUGGACUGAAAACUGCACAGGGUUUUCUAGAGUUUAAGUGCAAGAGCAAGAUCCAUAAGCAGACCUGGGUUGAUGGGAUUCAGAAUCUCCUCCGUCGAGUCAGUUGCAUUGAAGCCACUGAACACUCGUUGGAAAUCUUAAAUAUCAAUAAGAGCAUUUGAUUCUUUUGUGCAUAUGUAUUUUAAGAAUACAGGAGAUAAAACCUCGCUAAUGUUUUGUACUGUGUGACCAAACAUAUAAGAAGAAAUGCUAUUUUAAGUAAAUGAGAGAAAUAAUUAUACCUCAUUCUCCCACAAUCAUAUUUGCAUCACAGUCUCAUAGUAGACUCCGUCGAAUGUAUAAUUAUAAUAUUGAAAUGAAA